AUGGCUGAGUGUGGCGAUUCUAAAAAUCAAAAAACGAAAGCCGAUUCGAAAUCGCUGUCUCAGGAACAAAUUGUCGCCGGAUUUCAGGAGCUGAGAAAUCAACAGCGCAUGACAAUCAAUAAAAUUGCCGAAGUUGAUCUCGAUAAAAAAGAGCAUGAAUUAGUGAUUGAUGCCCUGAAAAAAGUGGAUCCAUCUAGAAAAUGCUUUCGAAUGAUUGGUGGGGUGCUCGUGGAAAGAACUGUUCAAGAGAUUUUGCCAGUUGUGAUAUACAAUUGUGAACAGAUGUCGAAAAUCUCCGAGACACUACGAAAGCAGUUGGAAGCCAAGGGGAAAGAGCUGCAGGAAUACAGAGAGAAACACAACAUCAAAAUCAGAGGAGAGAGUGACAAGCCAUUCGAGGAAGAGGAUAAAUCUACAAAGAACCUCACACCUUCGAUCUUAGUUGCUGGAGAACAUUCUUCUUAG
Molecule: messenger RNA, 465 nt
Organism: Helobdella robusta
Lineage: Eukaryota; Metazoa; Annelida; Clitellata; Rhynchobdellida; Glossiphoniidae
Exons: 3
Coding region: 1-465 (154 amino acids)
Biological process (GO): protein folding
Cellular component (GO): prefoldin complex; cytoplasm
Molecular function (GO): protein folding chaperone
Source: RefSeq, a predicted model, not a curated record